AUGAGCGUAACAAAUAAUUUUAAACGAAAAUCAUUUGCUGGUCAAAAUGCAUCAGCAGCACCAUCAUCGAAUGGUGGCACACAAGUUAAACGACCAAAACGGGCGAAUGAUGAUGACGAAGAUGAUUUUAUGGAUGAUCCCGCUUUUGAUGAUGCUGAUCCAGAAAAUAAAGAAAAUGUCAUUGAAAUUGGUCAAGGUCCAGGUUAUGAAAUAACUAAUGUUAAAUGGUCACGACCAGAUAUUCCACCAAUAAAUUCUGCAACAGAUAAACUCGUAUUUCAACAAAUUGAUUUAGAUACUUAUACAGAUACUGAUGGUACACCACAUAUACUCGAUAAAAGUCGACCACAUGUUCGUGGUCAUAAUACUGUUAUACGUCUUUACGGUGUUACUGAUGAAGGUUAUUCAGUUAUGGCACAUUUACAUGGUUAUAUUCCAUAUUUUUAUGUAAACAUGCCGUCGGAUUCAUUUACUACAGCUGAUUGUGAACGUUAUAAACAAAAUUUUCAAGCUGCUUUACGUAGUGAAUUACGUGGUAAAGAUGUGGUUCACGGCGAUGUCGUACUUAGUGUUGAAAUCGAACAAAAAGCAAGUGUUUAUGGUUAUCAACCUAAUUCAAAACAAAAUAAAGUACUUAAAAUAAGUGUAUUAUUACCAAGAUUUAUUGCAACAUCAAGACGUAUCCUUGAAGGUGGUUUUUCAUGGACCGGGAAUCAGACUCAAAUUUCUGGUUAUAAAACUUAUGAAACAAAUAUUGAUUUUGAAAUUCGUCUUAUGGCUGAUUUGCAUAUCGUUGGUUGUAAUUGGAUUGAAAUUCCUGCUGGAAAAUAUUUUAUACGACAAAUGCUUACUCGUGGAAUGGUGGGACAACAAUUAAAACUACAUUCAAGAUGUCAAAUAGAAUUGGACAUAUGGGCACAGGAUAUUAUUUCUUAUCCAACUGAAGGUGAAUGGCAACGAAUUGCACCUUUACGUAUAAUGAGUUAUGAUAUUGAAUGUGCUGGACGAAAAGGAAUUUUUCCUGAGCCUGAGCAUGAUCCAGUUAUUCAAAUAGCUAGUAUGGUCAUUCGUCAAGGUGACAAAGAAGAAUUUAUUAAAACUGUAUUUACAUUGGGUACAUGUGCAAAUAUUGCUGGUGUUGGAGUUAUUGAAUGUAAAACUGAACAUGAAUUACUUGAAAAAUGGGCUGAUUUUUUACGUGAAGUCGAUCCAGAUAUAAUUACAGGAUACAAUGUUCAAAAUUUUGAUUUUUCCUAUCUUCUUGCUCGUGCAAAACAUCUUAAUGUACCAACAUUCUCGUAUCUCGGUCGAUUGAAAGAUGUGAAAACUACAGCACGUGCAAUAGUUAUUCAAUCAAAACAAAUGGGAAGACGUGAAAAUAAACAAAUUAAUUUAGAAGGACGAAUUUUAUUUGAUCUUUUAUUGGUUUUACUUCGUGAAUAUAAACUUCGUUCAUAUACAUUGAAUGCAGUUAGUUAUCAUUUUCUUCAACAACAAAAAGAAGAUGUACAACAUUCGAUUAUUACUGAUUUACAAAAUGGUAAUGCACAAACACGUCAUCGUCUUGCUGUUUAUUGUCUGAAAGAUGCUUUUUUACCAUUACGUUUAUUAGAAAAAUUAAUGUGCUUAAUUAAUUAUAUGGAAAUGGCUCGUGUUACUGGUGUACCAAUGAAUUAUUUAUUACAACGUGGUCAACAAAUCAAAGUUAUUUCACAAAUUUUACGAAAAUGUAAAGAAAAAAAUUUACUUAUACCAGCAAUGAAAAUUAUGGAUAAUGGAGAUGAUUAUACAGGAGCAACUGUUAUUGAACCAAUUCGUGGUUAUUAUGAUACACCUAUAACAACAUUAGAUUUUUCAUCACUAUAUCCAUCUAUUAUGCAAGCACAUAAUUUAUGUUAUUCAACAUUGAUUACUGAUGGACGAAUAAAACAAACUUUAUCCGAGGAUGAUUAUAUCACAACACCAAGUGGUAAUUGUUUCGUAAAAUCUACAGUUUGUUGUGGAAUAUUACCAGAAAUUCUUACAAAUUUACUCACUGCUCGUAAACGAGCAAAACAAAUGAUGAAAGAAGAAACAGAUGAAUUUCGUAAAAAAGUGCUUGAUGGUCGUCAACUUGCUUUAAAAAUAUCUGCUAAUUCAGUUUAUGGUUUUACUGGUGCACAAGUUGGUAAAUUACCUUGUCUCGAAAUAUCUCAAUCAGUAACAUCAUUUGGUCGUGAAAUGAUUGAAAAAACGAAAGCUUUAGUUGAAAAUGAAUAUACAAUUGCGAAAGGUCAUGAACAUAAUGCGCAAGUUAUUUAUGGUGAUACAGAUUCUGUUAUGAUUAAAUUUGGUGU
Molecule: messenger RNA, 2336 nt
Organism: Adineta steineri
Lineage: Eukaryota; Metazoa; Rotifera; Eurotatoria; Adinetida; Adinetidae
Source: the annotation of a GenBank genome assembly